Molecule: messenger RNA, 1419 nt
Organism: Solanum dulcamara
Lineage: Eukaryota; Viridiplantae; Streptophyta; Magnoliopsida; Solanales; Solanaceae
Product: homeobox-leucine zipper protein HAT4-like
Exons: 4
Coding region: 174-1076 (300 amino acids)
Biological process (GO): regulation of DNA-templated transcription
Cellular component (GO): nucleus
Molecular function (GO): DNA-binding transcription factor activity, RNA polymerase II-specific; sequence-specific DNA binding
Source: RefSeq, a predicted model, not a curated record
UCUUCAUCUUGUUAAGUCCAUUCAUUAUCUACUCUCUUCUUCUUCUUCAAGAAGACAUAUAUCUCCAAUUUAAUUCUCACCUCCAACCAGAAAAAAAAAACUGAAAAUCCUUGCAAAAAAAUCCCAUUAAUAUAUCCUGUUUAAGAAGCUGUUAUACAUAGUGUUUGAGAAAUAUGGGAAAAGAAGAUCUGGGGUUGAGUCUCAGCCUAAACUCUCCUGCUGAAAAGAGGAUGACAACAGCCAUGCAACUAAAUCUCAUUCCUUCAACAAUAAUAUCACUUCCUCCUCCUUCUGCCUUCAAUAAUUAUUGGACUACUAAACCUCCAUUUACUCAUUCCUCAUCAGAUCGGAACUCGGAGACAUGCAGAUUAGUGGAGACGAGGAGUUUCCAAAAGGGAAUUGACGUGAACAGGAUGCCGGCGACUGCGGAGGAGGAGGAAGGUGGCGUAUCUUCUCCCAACAGCACUAUUUCAAGCGUGAGUGGAAAUAAGCGAAGCGAGAGAGAAGGAAACUGUACUGAGGAGAAUGAAAUGGAAAGGGCUAGCUCUCGAGGUAUUAGCGACGAGGAUGACGGAGAAACUUGUAGAAAGAAACUCCGUUUAACUAAGGAACAGUCUGCCGUACUUGAAGAUAGCUUCAAAGACCAUCAUACCCUCAAUCCUAAACAAAAAUUAGCUUUGGCAAAGAGACUGGGAUUAAGGCCUCGGCAAGUGGAAGUGUGGUUCCAGAAUAGGAGAGCUAGGACAAAAUUGAAGCAAACAGAAGUAGACUGUGAAUUCUUAAAGAGAUGCGUUGAGAAUCUGACAGAAGAAAACCGGAGAUUACAAAAGGAAGUUCAAGAGCUAAGGUCACUAAAGCAUUCACCUCAAUUCUACAUGCAAAUGACCCCUCCCACCACCCUCACCAUGUGCCCUUCAUGUGCGGCGUCGGGCCCCACAAGUACACCUGUCAACAUCCCGCCCCAUCGGGUUGGUCCACCUCAUCAGCAUUAUCAACCUAUGAUGUGGGGCCCAUCCAUCUCACAAGGGCAAUAUGGUCAAAUGGAUUCUUAUUCUACACUUGCAAGACACAAGUAGUGACAAUGACAAAGUGUGAAUAUUUGAAGUACCAUAAUGUGUGUAGGGAGGAAUAUAAUGUUUUGUUAUAUGAUAAGGUUGUUGGGGGUUAUGGGGGAAGAUUUGGUGGGACUGGAAAAUCUCUUGCUUUUAUUUGUUGUAUCGUCCCUCCAAUUUUUUCUUUUACUGACUAAUUAGGGUUAAGUUAUUUUACUUGCUCAAUUUAGUAGUUAGUUCCUUCUUUCCCAUCAUUAUUUGUGGGGACUGGAGAAGAGUGUUUUUUUUUUAUGUAAAGUAAACUCCAAAUCACUUUAUCAUUACAAUCAACUAGUAUUUGAAUGUCUGCCUCUUAGCAGUAAUUUUG